This is a messenger RNA of Aspergillus wentii DTO 134E9, 1500 nucleotides long. Its product is annotated as cytochrome P450. Lineage: Eukaryota; Fungi; Ascomycota; Eurotiomycetes; Eurotiales; Aspergillaceae. The transcript is spliced from 5 exons. Bases 1 to 1500 code for a protein of 499 amino acids. The record is from RefSeq and is a predicted model, not a curated record. Gene Ontology annotation, molecular function: oxidoreductase activity, acting on paired donors, with incorporation or reduction of molecular oxygen; heme binding; iron ion binding.
AUGGCCAUCCUCCUGAUAGCUGGGAUUGGCUUCGUGCUGUCCUGUAUCGUCCAGGCUGUUUAUCGGCUGUAUUUCCACCCUCUGGCUAACAUUCCCGGGCCGAGGUUGGCUGCCAUCACCCACGGUUAUGAGUUUUAUUACAACAUUAUCAAAGGUGGUGUGUUUGUAUGGGAACUCGAGCGACUGCAUCAGAUCUAUGGCCCCAUCAUCCGCAUCAACCCCCGCGAAGUCCACAUCAAAGACAGCGACUACUACGAUGAAAUCUACGCCUCCAGCACCCGCCGCCGCGAAAAGGACCCCGUCCACGUCGCCAAAUUCGGACUCCCGGGCUCCGGCUUCGCCAGUAUCGACGCUGAGACGCACCGGCAACGGCGCGCGCCAGUGGAGAAGUUCUUCUCGAAACGCGCGAUCCAGAACGUCGAGGGCGUGAUCUACGAGAGUAUCGAUACGCUCGUGCACCAUCUGCGGGCGGCGCACAAGUCGCAUGCCGUCGUUAGUCUGGAUGCGGGGUUUGCGGCCCUCACGUCUGAUGUGAUCUAUCAGUAUGCGUAUGGGUAUAAUCCUGAUAAUCUGAAUAAGGAGGGGUUCAAUGCCCAUGUGCGAGACGGGAUAAAUGGGCUGUUUCAGCUCGCGCAUUUACUUUAUUUCUUCCCCGUGCUGCAGACAAUCAUGGAUAUGGUGCCGCUUGGGUUUCUGAGAACGACAAACCCCGCCGCGUAUGCGCUUGCAGCGCAGAAAAAGGAACUCUACGAUGAAGCCGUCAAGGCGGUUGAUGCCGCGAAGGCGAAUAAUAACGGCACAAUGAUACAGCAUCUCGCGGGGCCGAAUAUGUCGGCGCAGAUGCGGUCGCCGGAACGGUUGAUGAAUGAGGGGUUUGCGUUAGUGAUUGGGGGGACGGAGACAACGGCGCGAUCGCUGGCUGUGGCGUUUUAUCAUUUGUUGGAGAGGGGGGAUAUUCGGGGGAAGCUGAGGGGGGAGUUGAAGACGGUGAUGCCGAUGCCGGAUUCAAGGCCCAGUUGGAAUGAGCUGGAGCAGUUGCCUUUUUUGUCUGGAGUGAUUGCUGAAGCGUUGCGUCUUUCCACUGGUAUUGCGAAUCGAUCGUCUCGAGUUGCGCCUACUGAAGCAUUGGUGUAUAAAGACCAUGUGAUACCCCCUGGAACUCCCGUCAGCGAAACCAACUACUUUGUCCUCAUGGACCCUGAAAUCUUCCCCGACCCGCACGCCUUCGACCCUGAACGAUGGAUGCGAGCCGCAGCAAAGGGAAACCGACUAGACAAGUAUCUCGUCAACUUUUCCAAGGGCAGUCGGAUGUGUGUUGGAUUGAACCUGGCGUAUGCGGAGCUUUUCCUGGUGGUCGCUAGUCUGGUGCGCCGGUUUGAGAUGGAGCUGUACGAGACUCCCAAGGGCAAUAUCGAGUUUGCAAAGGACUUUGGGACGCCGUAUCCCGAGUCGGGGAAUAUGAGUGUACGGGCGAUGAUUACGGGUGUAAUUACCGAGUAA